Molecule: messenger RNA, 1098 nt
Organism: Chrysemys picta bellii (western painted turtle)
Lineage: Eukaryota; Metazoa; Chordata; Testudines; Emydidae
Source: RefSeq, a predicted model, not a curated record
CUCUCAGCCCACUCGGGAGGGGGGAGCGGGAGGAUCCGCCCAUCGCUUGGUGGGGUUCAGCCCCUGCUCGGAGGCGGUCAGCACCGUGCAGAACCCGCCCGCUCUGGGCAUGGGGUGUCGCGCAGCCAGCGCGCUUCCCUGCGCGGCGGUUAUGUAAGGAGCAGAGCGGGGGGGAGGUUCCUGUCUGCUAAGCACGGACCCGUCCCCUCCAUCGGGCCUCUUCUUCCGAGCGCGCCGCCGCCCCCCUUGGGGGGCACCGCGAGCGCAGCCCCCGCCCCCUUAACUGCCCCCAGCCGCGUCCCCGCCCCGGGGCCCAGUCGCUUCCUCUGCACGCCGGGGACGAGAGGUUGCCUGCGGCCCACGCGUCCCACCCACCCGCUCAGGCAACUCCCCGGCCUGGGCAGCGCAGACCGGAGCCAGCCGGCGGGCAGGGAUCCGUCAGGCCUUCCCCUUCACCCUCCCCGGCCCCCUUGCACUCGCGGGUCCUGGCAGAUAAGCCGCCCCCCGUCCCCCUCCGCGGGCCCGGGCAGGCCCGCCCCGCUCGUCCCCCGGGGGCCUUUACCGGCUCCUUCGCGAGUCCGCAGCCUGAGGCGCUGUGACAAGCCAGCGGGGACGGCCCAGGCCCCGGCUACAGCGUCUCCUCAGAGCCGCCCCCUCCCCGCAGGCGGCGGCCCCGCUCCGGCCCCGCCUACCUCUCGCGAGAGACCGCGGCCCAACCGCUCCUCACCGCCCCACCCGAACCUCCCCAGCCUGAGGAGACCCUCGCCCGGGCCUAGGCCGCCUCCGCCCCUGUCUGACGGGAGACCCCGCCCUGCUACCCGCUACGGGCCCAGGCUCUUCCUGCCCCAGGGCGGUGGAGCGAGCGACCCGCCCCGGCCGCGCCCCCAGCCCUGCCGCCCUUUACCUUCCGCCACCGCCUUCGCCUGGGCCUCCGAGCUGGGUUCGGCGUUAGCCCGGGGAAUGGGGAGCCUCGCAGGUGUCACAAAUACCCGCGGGGCCCAGCGCCCGGCUCCCUCCGCCGCCUCGGGAAAUAGUCCGGCGGGGGGCGGGGAGUCAGUGCUCCGCUCUCGGGGGGGUACCGGGGUUAGUGCCCGAUGA